UAUAGGGUGAUGAUCAGGCGAAGGAAAAAUAAUCUCACUAGCUCACAAUGCUAGCUAGCGACCUUUAGUUUUCGCUGUUAUUGUUCUUAUUUUAAUGGCUAGAUAGACAACUAUAUUUUAUUUUAAUAUAGAAAACACAUACUUUUCAUAUCGGUAAAGGCGACAAAAACAUUAGGGGGAAAAUGUCGAGUUCCGUAGUGGAUUUCCAGGCGCAGAUAGCAUCCAUCAUGGAGGUGCUAGCUAACGCGGCUGUAGCCGAAAUUUGCAAAGUUGUUGACGACGGUUAUGCCGUUGUUCAGCUGGAAAUGUCCCAAAGCCACAAGGAAAACGACUUUCUACGGAGAAAAAUCAAAUUGAUGGAACUUCAGCUAGCGCGGUUACGAGCUGAGAGAACAAAGUCUUCCGAGGGGUCCGUCCACAAUCGGUUCCAUGGAAUUCGCCUGUUCAACAGACACAAUCGAGAGGCAACAACGACAGGACCUACUUGGCAAAGCAGAGCUAGACUUUCCAGCAGGAGUUUUGGAAACAACAGUAUUCAAAGAGACAUACAGCCUAUCGAUGUGGACCAAGAGGAUGUCUCUUCAAAACACAUGGAGCCUUCAAGAGAUGAACAAUCAACAGACACAGCUGAAGAGGAACCAGAUCUGCUCAUCAUCAAGGUGGAGGGGGAAGCAGACGACCAGAAUUCUAGGACCAGCCACCCAGCCAGAACAGUAGAGGACAGCAGAGAGCUAAACACCCAACAGGCUGCAGGGACCACGGCAGACACCAGCAUCCAGCCCGGUGGCCCCAGAGACAACAACUGCAACACCGCUAUGGAGGUUAAAUUCACUACAGAAAACGAGAGAGACCUCCUACCAUGGAAGAAAAAAGAGGGCCUGGGGGAGAUGCCAGGAAAUGGGCCUAACAGUGGUCAGAGAAUGAUAGCUCCAAACACACAGAUUUCGGCAGACAGUGAUCAAGCAGACUUUACUGAGCAGCUCAGAAGCAAAUACAGAUUAGACACGGUCUACAAGUCAAACCCAGAGCCUGAGAGUGGGAUGCCUCAACACACAGGACCAGGAACUGUUGCUGACCAACAGUGCAACCUUCACCCAGAGAGUAUAGCCGAUUUCCCUGGAACUUCCCGGAAGCGAAAAUGCAGUGAGACAGAGACUGAGCGGCCAUCUUGUUCAAGUUAUGCUGCAAAGACGGUCACGGAAGGCCCCUUGACUCUUACAAAGUUGAUUCCUGAGCCUCCUGUUGCUCAGAUGGUGAGGAGUGAACAAGAAAGUUCUCAGGACGGGUCCGAGGUGAAGUCUGAGUUCAUAGUCAUUGACCCCUGUCCAGUUGAUGAGGAGGAUGGUGGUGGCGGCGAGUCCUCUUCGUGGAGAUCAGGUGACAUAAUUGAACAGAGGCGUCCCCAAGGAGGACAUAGUGAAGCAGAUUCCUUGCUUCUUGAAGGUCAUUCCAGUAACACAUACCUUCAUCAUCCUCACUCACGUGUCCAGUUAGCAGCUAGACAGAACUCGCCUGAUAAUCUGUUCUAUGGCAUUGACAUAAACGGCUCUUUCGACAGCCAACUCGACGCCUUUCAGAACCCCACAGCCAGCACGGCUGCUACGUUCGCGGCUGGGACCGGGGAGCAGCAGUACCCGGCCUGGGCGGAUUUUGAGGGGGGGAGUGCACAUCUGGGCGACACGACUGGUACUCAUCAAGACAGAGGGGCUGGGGCGGAGGGGGCGAGGACCUACAGGUGCACCUUCUGCGGCAAGGAAUACCCUCACCUGUGCCAGCUCAAAAUGCACCAGAGGGUCCACACGGGAGAGAAACCAUAUGAGUGCGCCCAGUGUGGGAAGCAGUUCAGCCAGCUGUGCAGCUUAAAGAGGCACCAGAGAGUCCACACCGGGGAGAAACCCUUCAGAUGCGCGCAGUGUGGGAAACAGUUCUCCCAUUCCAGUAACCUAAAAGUGCAUCAGAGCGUCCACACGGGGGAGAAACGGUUCCACUGUGCCCAGUGCGGAAAGAACUUCUCCUUUCUGAGCAAUCUGAUAAGGCACCAAGCAGUUCAUGCCGGAAAACGAUAGGCUCUGUUUUGUAUUGAUUGUGCUGAAAUUAUUUGUGGUAUCUGAAUUGAUUGUAUAUUAAACAAGGUGUUACUGCUCUGGCCCAGGUAUUACUUGUUUUUUGUAUUCUUAUUUUUUCUCCUCUGUUAUUUGUUUUUAUUUUUAUUCUAGAACCAUUUGUAAAUAAUUAGAAUAUCCAAAAGUUUGACUGCAAACUGUUACAUUAAUUAAAAAUGUUAUGUUGUUUAAAACUCAAUGUGUGAUGUGGUGUGGAAAAUCAGGCCAUACUAACAUUUUGUCACAGCGAACAUAAUUGUGUAUAAGUUCUCUGUGAUGAUGUUUUGAGAAAUAAAACAAGUUAUGGAAAGAAGGGCUUUCUUCUUCAAGAAAGACA
This is a messenger RNA of Esox lucius (northern pike), 2439 nucleotides long. RefSeq names its product zinc finger protein 768-like. Gene Ontology annotation, biological process: regulation of transcription by RNA polymerase II. Gene Ontology annotation, molecular function: RNA polymerase II cis-regulatory region sequence-specific DNA binding; DNA-binding transcription factor activity, RNA polymerase II-specific. The transcript is spliced from 5 exons. Bases 183 to 2066 code for a protein of 627 amino acids. NCBI's taxonomy places the organism in Eukaryota, Metazoa, Chordata, Actinopteri, Esociformes, Esocidae. The record is from RefSeq and is a predicted model, not a curated record.